AAGAACUGGCAGUUGGUACAAGAGGACUGGAUCACCUCACAACUACUUGACCACGUAGUAGAAUGAGGGCACAUGACAUGACAUUGUGCAUCUCAACUGUAAUUUAUUCUUUCUUUCAGUUUCCGUUAUGCUUGUGGUAAGUAGAUAGAAAAUUCAUCACAAUAUGUCGGAGUCUCCACCAACAUGUCCCUUGAUUCCGUAUCCGCAUCAGCGAGAAGCUGCAGAUACUGCCGUCUUGGGGAAUACUGUCGUAAACGUCAAGACGGGUGGUGGGAAAACGUUGAUCGCAGUUCUCGUUACGGACCACUUUUUGCGCACACAACCGCACAAGAAGGUCCUUCUUGUGGUGCCGACAGUGCCUCUACUCGAACAACAGAGCGAAUACUUCAGAAAACAUUUGGCAGAUGUGGUGGUGGAUAUGUCGGCAAAAAUUCUGCGAGACGAGGAAAACGCGGAAGAAAAGGACGAAGCGUUAUUCUCGUCGCCCGUAUUAGAGGUAUUGGACGAUAAUCGAACGAACGGUGAGGAAGCUGCAGUCAAAGUCGGAGCAUCCCAUGUACGACGUCCCCGGGUCUCGAUUCUGCAAACGAAUGCUCAUCUACAGGAUCAGGAGCUUAGACGUAGUGACGUUUUGGUUGGGACGCCAGACCGCUUUCUGACAGCCAUUCAGCAACUACGACGUUUGUCUGUCGAUGACGACCUGUCUCUGGUGAUAUUCGAUGAGUGCCAUCAUAUCAUAAACGUGUCACCAAUGGCGAGACUCUGCGAACUGGUGACCUCAUCUCCUCCCGCGACAAGUAUGUUUCACGACGUGGUUGAAGAUGUUGAUCAGGUUGUGGGAGAAGUUGGGCGACAAGAAAAGGUUCUUGCUCUUGGAGAACCGCAAAGGAGCCCCUCCCUGAAGAUGAUCCGAAUUUUAGGUCUCACAGCUAGUUUUGUGAAUGGGAAAACGGGAAAAUCACGGGAAAAUUUGGAGCGCGCUAGGAGACUACUAGAAACCGUGAUGAAAGCUCAAAUGUUUACGCCAAAGAAACUGAAACUGGAACCUUCGGCUUUAUGUGAUGUUGAGGGCGACGAUCGUGGUGUUGACCAAGGAGUGCUAGUUGAAGACGGGUUGUCGCGAUCCGUAGAUAGCAACGGGUCAUCUUCAGUGGAUGAGCAGCAGCAGUUGUCCUCACAUAAUUCGUCGAGUAGGAGUUGUACUCCUACUCCUCCGUCAUUGUCGAACUUCGUCGAUGCUGACUCAGAACGGAAAGACUUCUACAAUGACAAAAUUAUAGGAGUUCAUAAAGGACCUCCACGAGGGCCUAUGCGCGCGCAUUUCGAGCGUAUCUUCUGGGAAAAUGAAGAGGAGCAAGAGGUCAUACGUGAUGCUAUGCAGAGCAUUGAGGAGAAGGUGCGAACGUUUUUCAGCUCAUUGGCAGAUGAAAUCGGGGUGCCAGUUGAAAAAGGAUCCAAGGUGGCGGCGCAGACAGCAAGGAUAUUUCGACAAUUUAUGUUGAUCGGCAUAGGGCUACCAAAACCAACAGUCGUGCCUGUUGAUCAUAUACAGUUGAGUAACUACGUCUCACGUAAGAAGUACUCUUCCAAAAGAUACUACUCUUUUAGUAUACAGAACAGAGAUGCAUGACGGGAACUGUAGUUCUUGUAGUUCAUCACACAUGAUCAUCUGCAUCUAAACUCCGUGGCCCUGCUGGUUUAGAGAUCUAUGUGGAUAGCUGUCUCGUCCAGCAAUGCGCAAGGAAACUGGAGAAUGCCAUUACAUCAAUGAGUGAGGAAAUCGCUCAGGCAGCUGCCAAGGCGUCUGCUCGUCAACCCGGAGAAGCAACAUUAUCGGCUUCCCCAACGUCAGAAGACUCAUCUUCUAGUACGAGUUCUUGUAGCACCACAGACACACAUAGUUGUACUAGUAAUUCGAACCUCCAUGACGACGUGCUGCAACGGAAAAUUGAGCAACAUGGUAAGAUGGUUGCAGCAUUGAAUUCCCAAGGUGACAGUCUGCGCGAGCAGUUGACGACGGUAGUCGACGAAUAUCUUGAAGCGCAUAGGAGGAGAGGAGGAGAGGAUACAGUCGGAGACUCUUCCCCGAACCCAAUCAGAGGACGUGAUCUUGAAACUGAAAACCAAGAACAAGUUCCAGCACCACUUCUCAGCUUUCCUCAUAUUUCCCGCAAAGUACAAGCCUUGUUUGAACUCUUCACGACGCGGAGCUUCGAAACAACUUCUGGAAAGGAAAGGACGUUUUUUCGGGCUCUCGUUUUCGUGCAGGAUAUUGCCACCGUGGAUCCAUUGCGCAGCUUGCUCACUUCGCGCACUGGUCUGCGUGUAGGAGGCGUGUAUGGGAAGAGCUUGCAGUCUAAGCGUGAGCAAGAAGAAACAAUAGCCGAUUUUCGUACUGGGAAAUUGGAUGUCGUGAUCACAACGGCGAUUCUGGAAGAGGGCUUAGACGUUCCAGAGUGCAACGUGGUGGUACGAUUCGACAAAGUAACCACAGUGAAGAGCCACAUCCAAGGGGCAGGAAGGGCUAGGGCUGCUGCGAUUGCUGUCACAGCUCCUAAGUCUGAAGAACCAGUGGAUCACGAGGAGAGAACGAAUAUUUCUGUAUCUUCAGCUAGUACGACUUUGACUACUUCAUCUCAGCCUCAGGCCCUCGUUGAGAAACAGCAUGGAGUUGAUGGUGAAGAAUCGCUUCUACAACAAGGUGCUGAAUCAACGUUCUCUGCGAGCUGUCAACCUCAACAAGCGUUCGUUUAUUAUUUCGAGAACUGCCCUCAUGAGUUGGAGGCCCAACGGGCGCAGCUGGAAGCAGUUGCUGGAGAUGCAGAGGCUGGCGUACACGGGCAAUUGGGUUCAUCUAUGUCUUCUGUUUCAGGGAAUAUUCCAGCUGGAGGUUCUAGUCUUGAUGAGCAAGAGCAAUUCUCCAGUCUAAAGCGAGCACUCAAAUCUGGAGUACAUCCUUGGCGAGUUCAGGAGCAAAGUAGUUGGAUCGAUAUCCACAACUGUCACAAAAUUGUGAAUGAUUAUGGCUACACUCAUGUUGUUGAAGAUACAACCCGCUUUGUUCCAUUCACCCAUAGUAAUAUCCUCUCAGAACAAAGGGUAACGACCUGCUUUCCAUUUACCCAUUGGAUUCUCCUGUCAGAAAGUAGAAACAAGUGAUGGUCCCUAAAAGGGACUAUCUUUUUAUCGAUACUGUCGUGGAGAGCUAUGAUUACAGCUACUUAAACUUAAGAUGAAAACAACAUCAUCAUCAAUUAUAGAUCGUGAUAGACUACAAGAUUCAUAGGAUUGAUGUCUCGUCUAAUCCGCAUACAUCCAGAAGGUCUUGGGCCAAAGUUUGCCGGAACACGUCCAGUUUGUGACGACGAUGCGAACCAUCAGCGAAUUUCCUUUAGAGCGAAGGAAGGUUUUACAGCAUUGCCUUCUUCCGACACCCGACGGCGAGGUCUUCAUCACUCGUGACGAUGUCGACAAGCAUUGGGGCAGUGUUUCUUUAGCGGACGUACUGGGUAUUGGACAGACUCUGAGGAAAAAGUCGGGACAACAGCAAGACAAGACCCGUUUUGUGUUCGUUGCGGCGGUGCAGCUAGCCAAAUUGGGCUACCUGGACGAUUGUAAUAAGCCAACGGAGCGCGCGUGUAGGGAAACGGUCACAAAAUGUGGGCCUUACGAGCGACCAGCGUCACUGCAAUUACAGGCGGCAGUGAGUAACAACUCUGCAUCUACUGGAGGAGGAUCUUCUGGCACUACAACUCCUGCUAGUUGUAUCUCCGGAGGAGGAGGUGCUACUCCUCCUGCUCGUCGUCUAGUAUGCUCCGCCGGAGGUGUUUUUACCCCCACUUCUGUAGGCCUCGCUGGUCGUGGUCCUCCUGCAUAUGAAUCAGAUUCCAAGUACAGGUCUCAGAACUUGGACAAGCAACUCAGCACCUCCAGCGAUGUGGAUGAUGAAGAACGCUUUUUCGAUGCGGAAGAAACAGUGCCCACAAGUGGCCUGUCAUUCUUUAGUUCGACUUCCUGCGCAGCUGCGAGAAAAACAGAACAGCAACAUCCUGGUCCCAUGUUGGACCCUGCCGCUGGGAACAAUGGUCGUGUACUAGCAGAGACCACGGAAAGGCAUCAUCAUCAAUCUCCAUCCACUUCUUGUAGAAAUUCAAGUCCUGCUACACUAACACAGGCAAUUGUAAUAUCAUCUUCAUCGAGUGGAGGACGAGGACUUGAUGUAGUUGCUCGUCAGAGUCCAAAGACAGGACAAGGACCACCACCAGCUGCGCGGAUACCUCUCUCACUGCAAGACCGACCGGAUAGUAAGACGAAAACAUAUAUCAGCCACUUGAAUGAGCAUUAUCAAAGAAAUGGUGCUCAUUUGACAAAGCCGAUCGGAAGAUUCGUUCUACAAGCGGAAGCAGCCUUUCAAUUCGAAUACCAACUCCACGAUGGAACUCGUUGUCCAGGCGACGUAUGUGCACGCAAAAAGGCAGCUGAGACAUCAGCAGCGGGAGCGGCGCUCGUUCAUCUGGGAUAUUGAUCCGUGGAAUGCUUCAUCUUCAUCUAGUGAUGCACGCACUAUUGUUAAGUUCAUCAAGAUCUACUUGUUUGAUGUAUGUCAAGAGGACACUGCUCUUCUUCGUUGUGCUUAAAUCUCGAAACUUCAACUUCUACUUAGAGGUUGCGAAGAACAAUGAUGAAUUAUCGGUCCUUUUCAUUCAAUCAUCUGACACCCACUUUUAGUACCAUCUUCUAAAAGUAUCCUGGUGCUGACUUCUUAUUCACUGUUGAGUAAGUACCAUUCUAGUUGUAGACAGCUUCUACCAAGUACUAGACUUCUACUCUCGUCAUAUCAAGAACGCUUUAAGUCAUUGGGACCUAACUGUAAAGUGAAUCCAUCAGAACGAAGUGUAAGAAUGCGAUUGAGUGACUUUUGUUUGUGAAAAAUUUCAUAAUUGCUCUCUUUUUUAUAACGAAUAUCAGGGUUUCGAACUGGGUUUGGAGCUCUUCAAAACUAUAUAACUAUCUAUGUAUUAGAUUCUAAUGGGUGGCAUCAAUGGCCGGACGGUUUUCACGACGACUAGUAUACCUCACUCGUCUCAGGGAUAAGAACAGUGUAAAAGUAACUGAUUCAGAUAUGAUGAUGUUAGUCAAACUGACACGACCGCAAGCGAGACGAGAAGAUACGAAUUUUCAUCCUGAUGAAGGUGACAACAUGCCC
Messenger RNA from Amoebophrya sp. A25, 5206 nucleotides. NCBI's taxonomy places the organism in Eukaryota, Dinophyceae, Syndiniales, Amoebophryaceae. The record is from the annotation of a GenBank genome assembly.